Saccostrea cuccullata (small rock oyster) is the source of this 4009-nucleotide messenger RNA. Its product is annotated as TBC1 domain family member 10A-like. Bases 443 to 1591 code for a protein of 382 amino acids. The transcript is spliced from 9 exons. The record is from RefSeq and is a predicted model, not a curated record. Lineage: Eukaryota; Metazoa; Mollusca; Bivalvia; Ostreida; Ostreidae.
AUUUUUACGAUAAAUUAUAACUGAUAGAUUGAUAAACUUUUAUUUCUUGCGGCAAACAAGAAAAUGCAAAAGAAAGAAGUUUACGCAUGCGUCAACUUUUGUAAACUUCCUGUAACUUCCUGUGGAGAUACUCCCUGCACAACAGUGUCAGAAUAUCUUGUGAAAAUGUCAUAAUUAUAUUCAACAGAUUAAUGCCUGUCAAUUUAUCGGACGGAGAUAAUUUAAUGUGACAGUUUUUUAUUUAGAAGAAAUUAUACGAUAUAUCAAAUUUACUUCUACAAAUGAUUUAAUCUUUAAAACAGACGACAAGUUCCGUCCUACAGAUAGGGGUGGUUUCAGCCAAUCCUUUAUUGUACCGUAUGAAAAUUCUAACGAUAACGCUUCUGCACAAACACAAAGUAUGUUAAUGACAUGAACUUAGUCGUGUCGGAUUUUUGUGGAUAUGGCGGUAGCAGACCCCAGUUAUAAUCACGUGAACACAAGUUCAGAUGAAGAGGAUGAUGCAGGAGAAAAGAUCACUAACAGUCCAGAUAAUGCAAAGUCUAUGGGCAGCCCUAGUUCCCAUAAACAGAACGGAACAGCUGUAAAUCAUAUAGAUAGAUAUGGUUUUAUGGGUGGUUCCCAGUACACUAAUCCAGAUGAUGAGCAUAGAGUUCCAAUUGAAAAACUGAGACAAAGAGAGCUAAAAUGGCUGGAGAUGUUUGAUGACUGGGAAAAAUGGAUGAGCAAAAGAUUUAAGAAGAUUAGAGAUCGAUGUCGAAAGGGUAUCCCACCAUCAUUGCGAUCAAGAGCAUGGCAGUAUUUAUGUGGCAGUAAAUUCCUAAUGGAACACAAUCCUGGAAGAUUCGAUGAAUAUUUAAGUCAGCCCGGAAAUCCUAAAUGGGAGGAUGACAUCACAAAAGAUUUACACAGACAAUUUCCACAGCAUGAAAUGUUCAAUUCCAAAGGAGGAUUUGGACAAGAAGACUUGUAUAGGAUUCUAAAGGCUUACACCAUACACAACCCCCGGGAGGGCUACUGCCAGGCCCAGGCCCCUAUAGCUGCUGUCUUACUGAUGCACAUGCCAGCUGAGCAGGCCUUCUGGUGCCUGGUCUCCAUCUGUGAGAAAUAUCUGCAAGGCUACUACAGUCCUGGACUGGAAGCUGUUCAAGUAGAUGGAGACGUUUUGUUUGGAUUGCUGAAAAAGACACAACCAGCUGUUUACAAACAUAUAAAGAAACAACAGAUAGCUCCUAUACUUUACAUGACGGAGUGGUUUAUGUGUUUGUUUACCAGGACGCUGCCUUGGUCCACUGUGUUAAGGGUCUGGGAUAUGUUCUUCUGUGAAGGUAUAAAGGUGAUAUUUCGUGUUGCUCUGGUGCUAUUUAAAAUGGUAUUUGGAGAUGGAGGGAAUUUCAAAGAUUGUCCAACUUUGUAUGAAACACUAGAAAAAUUAAGACACAUUCCAGUUCAGCACCUAGAUGAAGAAUUAAUGGUACAAGAAACCUUGCGACUAAACAUCAAUGAGAGAGACAUGGAAAAAGAACACCAGAAACAAAUUCAUCGGCGGAAAAAAGAAAAGACGAAGAAAGGGGGGAAGCAGAAGUCAUGACAGAAAUCAAGAUGGCGGUAGUGGUGUAUUACUUAGACAUUGUCAAAUUGUAUUCAUGAGAAACUUCUUUUAUACUAGUCAUUCAUAUUUAAUUUUUUUAUGUAUAUGUAUAUCAACACAAUGGGAGAGUGUUUUGAAUUUGUAUUCGGACAGUCGCUGGAGUUUGUUUUUUGGAAAACUGGAUCAGGAUUUGAUGACAAAGCGCUUUUAGUCUAAACUAAAUGUAAAGCUGAAUGGCAGAAAUAAGCUGAAUGGAGAAAUAUUGGCAGUCUGUCCCAGCAUUUAUUUACGCUCAAAUUUUUUUUUAUGCUUCUGACAAAUAUGCCUUUUGUUUAAACCCUAUAUAAAAUCCUUGCGGCACAAGUCUGUGACUGAUUUGUUAAUAUUGUUUCAGAUUAUCUUGAGAGAUAUCUCUCUGAAAAAAAUUUUUUUUCUAUCACAUAUGGAACUGCCAUUUUUUGUGUGUGAAUACUGGCUUUCCAAAUGUAUAUGGUUUAGAAUUUUAAUUUAAAUGAUGAUUGUCUGUAUACUUCAAGUCGUAUAUUGUGAUGUAAAUAUAUGUGUAAUAUAUUAUAACAGAUGUUCAUUUUGUAAUUAUUAAUUAAUUACAACUAAUUGAACACACUUGUGAUAAUGCUAGUUCAGGACACGUGGUUAUGUGGGAAGGUGGACCAAUUUAUUUCAGAUUGCUCAUUUGCAUAUUGUACAAAGAACUUGUGUGUACCUGCUUAUUGUUUUUAACCUGAAAAAGUUGAAACAAAUCAAAUUUGAACAAAGGAAUUUUUUUUUCAAUCAAUCAUCCAUUGAAACAUUCCUUACUAUUUUUCACCAUGUUUUUAUUCACCACAUACUGUUUUUAUUUCCAGAUGCUUUUAGGGCCAUAUUAUAAUUUGGGUUUUUCAUCUUCUUAUCUGUUAGCUUAUUUAUGCCAUGGUCUUAUCUUUUUCUGACACAUAGGCUAAGACUUACUAAUUUACAUGUAGUCAGUGGAUGCAUCCACUGAAUGUUUUUUUUUUGGGGGGGGGUGUCACAAUUUUCGGCUAUAUUACAGCAACUUUUAUCUAAAAAUAAUGGGGUCAACCACGUGUGAUAUCAAGAAUGCAGAAAAAAAAUAUUUUUCCUCAAAUGGCUUAUGAUCGUGUACCCUAGCAGUGUACUUUAUUGAAUAGUAUGUCAUACUCAUUUGAUAAACUCAAUUCAGGAAAAGCAAAGUCCUUGUGCUCAUAGAUUUUUUCUUUGAUAUUUUUUUAACAGACAUAUACUGGCAUAGGUCAGGUAAAAUGUACAAUUGUGAAUAUGUUGCAAAGAAAAAAAACAUGAAGAGGAUGGUUAAUAUACUUUAAGAGUAUUGUUAAAAUACACACAAACACUAAAUAUGAAUGAUUUUAGUUUUUAAAUGAAAAUAGUAUGUGCCAUGAUCACAAGGUUGUAUAGUAUGUAUAAUGUAUACUUGUAUUAAGUGCUGUAAAAUAAAGAAAAAAUCUGUUCUUUUUCCCCCAGCAAUAAAUUAUAAUGCUGUUGGAAAUUUCUCAAAAUGUGUACUGUUGUGAUUUUUUGACAGAAAAUACUUUUAAUUUAUCAAACAGCAAGAAUUUUUGGUUUGUCUUUGGUAUCAACUACUUAAUAAUUCAUAUUAAUCAAACAUGCUUCUAUUUAUUUUGGUGCUUGUUAAAAUUUAUGCAUGAAUUGAUUACAAUUUGUACAUUAUUUUCCCCAAAUGUACAUGUAAUUUUUGCAGGCAUGUUAAUGAAAUCGUGUAUUUAAAAAGUUUUAGUUGUAUAUUUAAUAUAGAUGAAUUAGUUUUUCCCAGUAUCAUUUUGUCUCACUGUUAACUGUUGCCAUUUUUUUUACUUUCCUUUCCUCCACUUUUUUUUGUCAUUGAAACUGGUUCAAAAUAUUUUAAGAAUCUCUGAGAAAUAUUUUGCUUAACCCCAGCCUGCCCUGACAAGAGGGGUAAUAAAUAUCAUUAACAUUGAAGAUAUGUUCAGCAUAUUGGCAUAAAUCAUUAAGAAAAUAUUGAAUUAUUUUUCAUCAGAAUUGAGGGGAGUUUUGUUUUUUUAAAAAAAAAUAUUGUCUGACCAGUAAUUUAUAAUGAAAAUUAUUUCAAUGUCAGUGAUUUUUUAAAAUCACAAUGCGCAAAGUUCUUUUCUUGUCUUAUGUCUUAAUACUGGUAUUUAAAAAAUAAUUUUUCAAGAAUGCAUUGGAUUCAGUUCAAUAACAGAUAACAUUUUUGAAGCAUCCUUAUGUUGAAAGUUGUGAUAAAAUAGUGUUAAAAGGUAAAUGCCAGAAAACUGGAAUUAACAAGUCUUAAAAUUGGAAAAUGUGUCAGUCUUACAGACACAAUCACUGAAUGUAAAAUGAAUAGGUAUGCACCUAUAUUUAUGAAGACAAGAGCAAGUAAAUUAUUCUUACUAUCAA